UCACACCAACAUUUUUCAAUAUUUUACAUUAGAUGUGUUACAUUUUUGUUCACUGCUAUUAAUAGCAGAGUAUGUGGCGGUGGACUCAUUAUUUCACAAUUUAAUUUCUUACGUCAUAACAGAUGGUUGGCUAAUAGAAGUGUAAAACGGUUUUUGAUCGUUCGUUUAUUUUCAACUGUACAUGGAUAGAAGAGACAUCUACAGUAGAAAAUGCAGAGAGACACAGUUUCUCUUCUGAUUCUGCCUCUGGUUAUCUGGGCUGUUUCUGCAGAAAGUGUAUUUGAUGGCCUAAAUGUGUGUGAUGAAAAAAUAAUAGGAAAAAUUAAUGAAGCGGAAAAAGAAAAAAAAACGGAAGAUAAACUUCCACUUGACUUAGCAUCUCAGCUGAAAAAACGGGCUCCAUAUGAUGUUAGAUAUGCUAACUACAAGGAUGACAAAAUCACAAAAACUAGGUGGCUUUCCACCAAGUUUGAGUUUACACGUAAAGACACAGUAGAAGGCAUAGAGGAAACCAAAACGAUGGACAUCGACUGGGAUAAACUUUUGAGUGAAGAAGGUGACAAUAAUCUGAAAAUGUUCGUCUGGAGUUUUAAAAUAGAUUUCGAUAUUAUUGGAUAUGUUGGAUACUACUUAUGUAAGACAGUGGGGACUAAUAACGAAGAAGGGACUAAUAACGAAGAAGGGACUAAUAACGAAGAAGGGACUAAUAACGAAGAAGGGACUAAUAACGAAAAAGGGACUAAUAACGAAAAAGGGACUAAUAACGAAAAAGGGACUAAUAACGAAAAAGGGACUAAUAACGAAAAAGGGACUAAUAACGAAAAAGGCCCUCAUAUGGGACCUCAUAUCGGAAUCGCAUUUUCAUAUCAUUUUCCGCGUGUCUGGAUACCUUUUGAAAUAUUAGUCGGAUCAAGAAAGAUGAGUCUAACUGCAGUUGAUCUGUUUAAAAUACAAGAUUUGGAGGUAUACGACUAACUUAUCUCAGCAUUAAGUUGAAUACAUAUAAUUGUGUGAAUACAA
Messenger RNA from Macrosteles quadrilineatus (aster leafhopper), 1020 nucleotides. RefSeq lists its product as uncharacterized. The transcript has 6 exons. The record is from RefSeq and is a predicted model, not a curated record. The coding region runs from base 211 to 975 and encodes 254 amino acids. NCBI's taxonomy places the organism in Eukaryota, Metazoa, Arthropoda, Insecta, Hemiptera, Cicadellidae.